AUGGCAGCGACUCGAGCGUGUUUGGUCGCGCUCGCGGUGGCUCUGUCAUUUCUCUUCUUGGAGGGCCCAGCCGCGGUGUUGGCCGCGCCGGCGAAGACCGCGGAGAGUUUGGAGCAGCGGCGACGGGAGGCGCAAAGCCUCCUCAGGCGGCUCAACAAGCCUCCUGUCGCAAGCUUUCAGAGCCCGGAUGGAGAUGUCAUAGACUGUGUGCACAUUUCCAAACAGCCUGCAUUCGACCAUCCUCUCCUCAAAAACCAUACUAUCCAGAUGCGGCCUUCUUACAACCCAGGAGGUAUGUAUCAUGACCCCACCAUCGCACCCCAUCCAAUAACCCAGACAUGGCAUCAAAAUGGUAAGUGCCCCGAGAACACCAUACCAAUCCAGAGGACAAAGGAGCAGGAUGUUCUAAGGGCUAGUUCCAUCAAGAGGUAUGGCAAAAAGAGGCCCAGGAGCAUCCCAAACCUUAGUUCAAUCAAUGACCCUGACACAACCAAUAUCACGAGGGGCCACCAGCAUGCUAUCGCAUCUACAAGUGUUGAUAAGUGCCAUGGAACCAAAGCCACUUUUAAUCUGUGGCAACCAAUGAUUGCGAGAGCCAAUGACUUCAGCUUGGCCCAAUUCUGGAUUAGUGGGGGUUCCUAUCAGGGAAACGACCUCAAUACCAUUGAAGUAGGAUGGCAGGUUUACCCACAAAUGUAUAAUGAUAACAAUGCUAGACUCUUCAUCUUCUCGACUCAUGAUGCAUAUCAAACAGGAUGUUACAACCUAAAGUGCUCAGGGUUCGUCCAAACGGAUAAUCAGAUUGCCCUUGGUGGUACCAUAUCCCCGGUCUCCACCUAUGGAGGCACACAAUAUGACUUGGAUAUUUUAGUUUGGAAGGACCCAAAGAGUGGCAAUUGGUGGUUGCAAGUGGGAACGAAUAAUGUGGGUUAUUGGCCAUCAUUGAUAUUCUCAUACUUGGCUGAUAGUGCAUCUACUGUACAAUGGGGCGGUGAGGUAUUCUCACCCGAUGCCGGCCAAACUUCCACACAGAUGGGUAGUGGACACUUCCCUGAGGAAGGGUUUGGCAAGGCUAGUUAUAUCAAGAACAUACAAGUGGUAGAUUCGUCCAAUAAUCUCAAACCACCAAGUGAUGUGAAGACUAUAGCUAAGCAACAGAACUGCUAUAAUGCAAAAAAUGGUAUGUCUAGCGACAUGGGUACUUACAUCUACUAUGGGGGGCCAGGGAAGAACUCCAAUUGCCCAUGA
Messenger RNA from Triticum turgidum subsp. durum (durum wheat), 1248 nucleotides. The record is from the annotation of a GenBank genome assembly. NCBI's taxonomy places the organism in Eukaryota, Viridiplantae, Streptophyta, Magnoliopsida, Poales, Poaceae.